Molecule: messenger RNA, 7104 nt
Organism: Cygnus olor (mute swan)
Lineage: Eukaryota; Metazoa; Chordata; Aves; Anseriformes; Anatidae
Gene: BCL2L13
Product: BCL2 like 13
Exons: 7
Coding region: 986-2398 (470 amino acids)
Biological process (GO): apoptotic process; regulation of apoptotic process
Cellular component (GO): mitochondrion
Source: RefSeq, a predicted model, not a curated record
GGGGGGGGCGGCCAUUACCCGGUGCCCGGGUGUUGUGGGGCUCGGGGGUGUCGUGGCGGGGCGGGGCGGGGCGGCUGGGGAAAAUGGGGAACCCGUACACUUCUGGGCUAGUUCCUGAAAGACAUCGAGCUAUUUGUCUAGAAAACUUGCUUAAUUAACGUUUCCUUUUACAGUCAGCUAAUGCCCCUGCCCAGAUCAAGGGCUACGUUGUUUUCCAGUAUUUGCACCCGUUAAGUGCCGCUGGAGGAUCAGUAAUGGACACGUUAUCGAUCCCUUUCCAGCAGGGAUUGGCACGUUUCAACCCCGUCGUCCUCGGUUUAUUAAAAACAAUCUCUUAGUCAUAGCGGCGUGUAUUGCUGGAAGAGCACGCCGAGGGAUUCGUCUGCCAACCUGGUCGCGGUCGGGUGCUCUGGAAGCCCUACCUGCUCUGUGAGGUGUGGCGGGAGGCAAAGUGCUGCGCGGCUGGACGAGCCCGCGCACGCAGGUCUCGCCUGAAAUCCCUUCACAGCCCUCCUGGUAAGGCUGCGGGGCGCCCAAGCGUUUCCCAUGGUGUUGGUGCGGGGUGUGGUUAUGUAGCUGCAUGUCCUGCAAGUGACUCUCUGAAAUGGGGUGCGUGUGAAUAAAGAGCACCGUGUGAACGUGAGGCUGUAGGGGAGAGUGGAUACGGUGAACCGAGAGAAGUGGGAGUGAGGUUACCUGCUAUAGGGACUGGUAUCAGGAAGAUGACCCAAACCCGGGUGUGUUUCAGUGGCAUGCUUCCCUAAAACAAUUUGAACUCCGGCGGUUUUGUUGCCUCCCUCAACCUUGCUGUCUGUACUUGGGUGAACGCUCGCUGACCGAGAACACACGUACGUUGAAAUAACUUUCCAGCAGCGGGACGUACUCUGAGCAGCGGUCUGGCAUGAGUCUGUAGCUGUUUUCAUCAGUAACCCAGAGCAAACCCUACGUGCCCAAUAAGAGCACUGACACAUUGCAAGCCAACCUGAUGGCGUCCUCUACUGCUGUGCCUGUAGGAUUUCACUAUGAAACAAAAUAUGUAGUUCUCAGCUACCUGGGGCUUUUAUCACAAGAGAAGCCACAGGAGCAUCCUCCUGCUUCAACUCAAGGGACUCAACAGCCUAUGGCACAACAUGCUUCAGAGAAAGAGGCUUUGGAGAAGAUUAAAAUAGAAAUCGAGGAGGAGCUAAAACGUCUUGAUGAAGAGAUCUUGGAAGCAUUUACCACUACAGGAUUUGACUGCCACACUUCACCAGUGUUCAGUCCUGCCAAUCCAGAGAGCUCAAUAGAAGAUUGCCUGGCUCAUUUGGGGGAGAAAGUGUCCCAGGAAAUGAAAGAGCAUCUGCACAAAGCAUUGGAGAUCUUGCUUAGCAAGCCAGUGACAUACCAAGAAUAUCGUGAGCGCACACAAGAGACAGCUGCUCAUGCCAGUGGAUGGAACAAGGUCUUGGUACCCCUGGUUCUGCUACAGCAAUUCCUUAUGGAGUUAACCAGAAGAGGCCAGGAACCACUGAGUGCACUUGUGAACUUUGGGGUGACAUAUCUAGAAGACUAUUCUGCAGACUAUAUCAUUCAACAAGGAGGAUGGGGGACGGUCUUCAGUUUGGAAUCUGAGGAGGAGGAGUACCCCGGCCUCAUCGCAGAGGACAGCAAUGACAUCUACAUCCUGACCAGCGACAACUCAGGACAGGUGAGCCCCCCGGAGUCCCCCACGGUGACCACGUCGUGGCAGUCAGAGAGCCUGCCCGUCUCCCUGUCAGCGAGCCAGAGCUGGCACACGGAGAGCCUGCCCGUCUCCCUGGGACCCGAGUCCUGGCAGCAAGUGGCCAUGGAUCCUGAAGAAGUCAAAAGCCUGGACAGCAACGGAGGGGGCGAAGAGAGGAGCGAGAACAACUCUUCCAACUCAGAUAUUGUUCACGUGGAGAAGGAAGAGAUACCGGAGGGGAUUGAGGAAGCGGUGGUGUCGGCAGUUGCUGCGGAGACUAUGCAGGCAGCGUUUCCAGAACCCCCUGCUUCUUUACAGGAAGUAAAACCACCUCAAGCUGAAGUUGUGGCUGAAAAAGCACAUCCCUCCGUGCUUCCGCGUACAAAACAGGAGGAAAAGGGAAAAGCAGCUGAAGAGCUUGUUGAACCUGAAAUCCCCAUAUUAAGUAAACCUGUCCCAAAGUUAGCCCCAUCAGAAGAAAAGGCUGCACCAGAACCUGAGAAAAUACUGCUACCAGGGGAAAAAAAAGUGGGGAAAGAGGGCCGUUUGGAAGAAAUAGAAGAGAAAUCUUCCGCUGCAGAGGAGAAGCCUAUCUUAUUGCCAGAAGGGAAAUCUAUACUGCUGUACGGUGGGGCCGCUGCAGUGGCGAUACUAGCUGUGGCGGUCGGAGUAGCGCUGGCGCUUAGAAAAAAGUAACAGAGCUCUCUGGAGGAGGAGGAGGAGGAGGGAGAGAGAAGAGAGCACGAUCCAAUUUUUGUAGUUGUGUUACCUAAAGGUUGAGCCGCCUGCUGUUUAAUUGGACAUUUGAGUAACGUAAUGGUGACGGGGUGAGGUCAUUCAAUAAGCCUCCAGCUAUGGACAAUCAUGUUUUUAGUAGAAUUGGGGCGGGGACUGGUUUUUCGUGAUUAAAGUACAGGGGUAUUUUUAAAAUAAUAAUAAUAAAUUCUGCAAAUUUAAGAACUUAAGUGCAGGUGCUGAAGAAAGGGGUGCUUGUACUCUAGGAACUGGAACGGAGAAUCCCCAGGGGAAGGGGAGAGCCAGCUGCUGCCAACCCCUGGAGUUUUUGGCUUCUCAGACUGACCGCUAUUGCAGCUGUGCUGUCUUGUCACUUCCCUUUGCGCCCCGAGCCCUCCCUAACAAAACGUUAGUGAACCCGAGUCCUGUAGCGAGAGGCUGGUCUCCCUUUUGUCUCGGCUUCCUCUCAGGUACUGCACUGCUCCUCGUAACCUCGCAGGUUCCCCCUAAACCCAAGUGGGAGAGUGCUUAUUCUUACCUCUCUGCUCACACCUGGAUUGGCCCCUAACAGUUCUUGAAGCCCCCGUCCUAUAAAGAUGCUGCCUCUGUCGCUGUGUUCUCUCCGAGCACCCUGGUGUCCCUGGGGGAGAGGCGCAGCAGGGCGCUUCUGGCUGCUGAGGAGGGCGGGAGGGACGCUGCGCUGCGCUUCGCUGGUUUGAGAAUCCAUUUGCUAUGCUCCUGCCUGCCCACCUUACUGCCACCCCCGAGUUACCAGAGAUGCAAAUUCAUGCUGGACACGGUGCCAUUCUGAUGAGUGCUUUGACACCAGAGUAUAUCCAGCAAAGAUUUGGAAAACUGUGUGUGAAAGGGGCGCUGGUGCCCCCUGUGAAAUUCAGAGGUUAAACGCUGUUUUGCCCCGUAUCCUGCUGCGGUCUGUAUUGUCGUUCCCAGGUUAAGCGCAGUGUGUUUAGUCGUAACUCGGUCUUGGCUGUGACGGAAUCCCAGGUACACAGAGCAGUGGGUUCUAGUAACUACGCAGAACAGCAUUAAACGUCUCCUGUUUGUCCGUUCCCGAGCUGACCUGCAGUGUUGUUCAGUGCAAUUUCUUUUGCGAUUCCAAACCUGUAACUGGCUAAAUUUGCAGGUUCACAAAUGAUGAGGAAGUUGCUUUGGAAAAAUACAACCCCCUCUUCCUGCAGUCACAACAUUUCCAAUGUGUGUAAAGAGAAAUCCGGAACGUGUUACCAUGCACAAGUCACAUCAGAUCCAGCUGCAAGUGGUCCUCUUCCAGCGCACGUCUGUGUCUGUCCUUGUCUGCGCUGCAGCUCUCUGGGCCGGAGCUUAGAUUUCCAGGCAGAAUUACUGAUGCAUCUCUGAGGGUUUAUGCUGGCACUGUGGCUUAGAACAGAUGGAGGUAGGUGAAAGGGGACUUGGGAUAAUACGGAAAUUGAAAUGUGAGCUUCCUGUAUAAGCUUACUCUUCAUAAAGCACAAACACAAGGUACUUUAUUUCUAAACAACGUUGUCUAGAGUAUUUCUUGUAACGAGCCUGUUUCUUAAGUAAUCUGAUAAUCCAGAGAUUUUAGCAUAUUCUCUAUUUUAGCAUAUCCUUGCCACAUUUUCCUAUCCCACCCCAUAUCCCAGUAUGCUGGUAAGUCAGUAAGAACCUGGCAGAGUCUAGGGAAUUUUUUUUGUUUAGCUUUUUUUGAGAGUGGAUUUUGUAGAAAACUUGGAUUUUGAACUGUGUGAGGUUGAAUGCAGAGAGGAGGGAGUGUUACAUAUGUACUGCUGCUCGCUCGGGUGUUCUGGACUCCAGUGUUGAUCAUAGAUGGCUCUUUUGCUUGCGCGUAAGAGGUAGCAGGUUAUCCUUAAAACAAAACAAAAAAAUCAGCAUAAAAACUAAACAUACACUAGGUUGCAAAAUAGAAUUGGCUUUUUUUUUUUUGCAUCUUUUCAUGUGCCCUCUCAUUGCUGUGCCGUGCCGGCCUUCUUCCAUCGAAGUUCUCCCUCUUGGUACCUCAUGGGGGCUUUCCUCUCUGGGGAGAGGCGUCUUUAUGCUCCUUUUGUCACAGACAUGCAAGUGUUUACAGUUUUGCUUCGUUUCACGUGUCACAACAGUGUUUAUUGAUGAGUGGUGUGAGCUCUGAGGGUAGAAGGCUGGUGCCAGGUGGAAAGGGCUGCUUUAUUGCCUGGUGAGGCAGGAGAGGCCUCCCCGCCUGCUGCUUUGCUGGUGGCUUUGUGUCCUUGCCGGGCACGUUGCUGCUGGGAAUGGGGCUGUUCUUAACCCCAUCUCCUUACUGAAGGUGAGGCACCUGUUUGGGAAAUGCCCCAUCUGCAGCUGCUCAGUGGGUUAUGCACAAGUACCUAAAUCCACUCUGAAGCAGAGAUGUUUUUUUUUUGGAUAUGAUGGAUAACUUGUGUGCAAUUUGGGGGGGGGGGGGGGGCAAGUUGUUCCUUUGGCUCUUCUCUGUCUUUGGCUCUUCUCUGUAUGUGGUUAUUUUACUAGUAGUGUAGGAGAUGAGUACAGGACAGAUGACAAUAAAUCUGCUAGGGAAAAGUCCCUAGCUUACUGAUGUGAGGAGCCUGAUGGGACAUUAAGUAAGCAUCUUUUUCUGUACGCAGUAGUUUGAAGAAGGCAGCAGCGGUAGUAAGGAAAAGAAAUGUUGUGGUUGUUGUUAAGCAUUUUCAUGGUGGUGUGAAAGCUUUGAAUACCUGGUGUUUUGCAUCAGCUGCACUGCUUUGUAAUUUGGUUGAGUGGCCCCUUCUUGUUUUCUUCCCAUCUUUAGGGUCUUAUAGAUUUGACAAUUCAAGAAGCAUUUGUACCUUUUCUUCCCCCGUCCCCCUGUGUGUUUAGAAAGAAAAUCUGUCAUGUAUUUCUCUUUCCUCUAGGAACACUCCACUAGCUAGAAGGGUUGGUUAUGAACUUGGAUUCUACUGAGGUUGGAGUCCUGUGGUCAGAGCUGGAACAGGCCCUUUGGAAGUCACCAGCGGGGCUGUGUAGGCUCAGACAGCAGCGUUCUUACUGACUUGAGUGCCAGGCUCCAUGCUCUGUUGCAGGCAUGAACUAGAAAAUGGAAGCGCUUUUUCCUAUCUUUGAGUAUAGUAAAGUAAUCCUAAAUGGCACGGUCUAUUUACCCUGAACUUCAUGAUGCAACCUCUCUUGCAGCUGGCAAAGGCAGUAGCUAUAUACUUAAGAAAAGGCAUAUAGAAUUGCUCCCAUUUGUGUUACUUAUCCCCUUCCCAAAAGUGCCUCGAUUAUGUCCUUGAGUGGCCUGUACCUUAACGAAGUAUCUACCUUAGACCCGUUCUUUCUUCUUCACCUUAUCCUGGGCUGCAGCACAUCGAGCUGAGAUAAAACAAAGGGCUGGAGCUGCAAAAUGUGUGAAAUGCUGCCCUCUGGAGUGCCUCUGGACACAGCCGAGACUCAGCUUGGGAGCAUGGCCCGAGUUAGGGACGUAAGGAGCACAGCGGGCAGCUGUGCGCUGCGUGAGCGCAGGGCAGGCUCCUGCGCCCCUUGAAUAGGGCAGGAGAGGCUCCUAGGGAUAACGUGGCUGCCUAAAUAUUGACGAGAACUGCUGCUUAAAGUACUAGAGCUGGCCCAAUGAAGGAGCAAGCUAGAGCCAGGAGAGCAGCACACGCUUGCAGACUGUUCAGCUUUGACCCGUUAAGCACCUGCCUGCUCCUGGUACUUACCUGCCUGAACAGCAGCCGACGAAGCAGAAGUGCAGUUGCUGUUGUGUCGUACUGGGUUUUGGAUGCCAGUUUAAGUGUGGGAUGGAUGAUGCUGUGCCUGCUGGUGUGGUGCUCACAGUUGGCUUUGUCCAACCUGCCUGAUCCGCGUCUGGGCUGGGGGGGGGUGGUCUGUGCUCUGGGGUCUGCAGCUCAAGGGCAGGCUGGCAGCUGUAGUGCUGAGCACUUUUGCAUAGGGCAUGUUGUGCUGCGGGAAGCCUGUUUUCCUUUCAUGUAGCUCUGAUCGCAGCUAGCCUAAUGAUUUGGACUGUAUUUUUAAACUAACCUAGGCUUUCUGAUGGGCACAAAUGGAGGGGAAAAAAAAAAGUAGUGAAGUUGAGCAGCUUAGUCUUUUUUCAUUGUAAUGACUGUAGUAGACAAAAACGAUCCAAGAGCAUAAAGCCUUCCCUACCUGUAGCCACAGUGGUGUGGUAGGAGUAGCAAAGCCCUAGUAAGGUAGAUGUUGUUAUCCUGGCUAAAGUAGAAGUGCUUCUGGCAGCAUAGGCUUUCGUUCACUGAACCAGCACAUGCUCAUGCUACAAACUUUGUAUCUGAGCCUGUACUUUAGUCUUUUGCUGUGAAACAUUUUGGGGGGAGGGAGAGAAGUGAGCACCUCCCCUACCCUUCCCCCCACAGCGGCCGUGGGUAUGUAUAGCACAGGCCUUCAUCAGGCCGCCUCAUUCCAGACCCACAGUGAAAGGUGACCCACCUGUAUGCAUUUUGUACUCCAGCAGGUUGCACAAGAGGAGAGCGUGUUUCCAGUGAAACAUGGUGAGGGGAGGCACGUUAUGUCCUGUUCCUGCUGAUGGUGGAAGUUGUGCAGGACUGCCACGUGGCUCGGUCUGCCUAGUUUCAGACCUAGGGCGGUUACAGGAGCAGCGGCGCUUUGUGUGCAUCUGUGCUGCGCUUCAAAGUGUGAGCUAGGUAUUGCCAUGCAAA